Messenger RNA from Oldenlandia corymbosa var. corymbosa, 744 nucleotides. NCBI's taxonomy places the organism in Eukaryota, Viridiplantae, Streptophyta, Magnoliopsida, Gentianales, Rubiaceae. The record is from the annotation of a GenBank genome assembly.
AUGCACUCGCGAAUUCGCCCCCCAGAUUCUCCAUUCAUCUGCAGAAUUUCACAGAAUAGGCUAAUCCAUUCAUGUUCAUUCUCCUUGGCUGUACCGAUUUCCAGACCCCGCAAAACUAUAGUCUCCUUGUUCGCCUCCUACAGUAAGAUUGAUCAGCCGAUUCCGGCCACUACCCAAAUAUCAGGAACUGAAGCAUAUAACGUCAAAUUUCAGACCUUGCCAUCUUGCAAGCUGGGUAUCUCUAGAUACCCGGAUUUUGAGUACAAUGCUCAAGGGGGUGCCGGCACUGGGACAGGUUCGAAAAGCAAUGAAGGGAAUAUCAUAAAUGUUAAUUUCGACGUGAACACACUCUAUAUUCCUCCAUUGACAACUGCCACCACUAGAUUCUUGGGACUACCAUUGCCACCUUUUCUUAAAAUUGAUAUAGCUCCUGAGGCAUUCAAAGGAACCAUCAAUCAAGAUACUGGCAAGGUUGAUCUUGAGUUCAAAGCCAAGUUCCUGUUUUCAGUAGGGAACCUUUACAAAGCUCCACCUUUGCUGGUGGGCACAGUUUUAACAUCAGAAGAAUCAAAAGGGGUUUUAAGAAGUGGAAGGGGGGAAAGAUUAGACAAAGAAGGUAAAUGCCGGCUUGUCGGAGUAGCCACUGUUCAACCAAUUGACGACGGCUUCAUGAACUUAUUCCUUGGCCUACCGACUGAGUGCCUAGCCAAGAUGAAUGCUGUCAUCUCCAUAUCCACUGUGUAG